AUGGAGACCCGGAAGAGAAAACCCUUAUCAGACCUGACAAAUACCUUCAAUUUAAUCCCCACAUCCACUCUCCGUAAGCUUGUAGCCUCAAAACCCCCGAAUUCAAUUCUAAAAUCAAAUCCAAUAUAUUCCGAUUCCGAAACCAAUUCUGGUACUAGUAUCGGGUCAUCCAAUGUUAGCGCCGCACGGAAUUCGCAUAUCGUUCAAUUUUCGAACGACCCUUGUCGUCCACUAUUGUCAAUUGCUUCACCUGGUGAUGGGGAAACUAAGAAUGGAGCAUCCAGGCGAAGACGGACCACAUAUGGACCUCAGAAAGAGAGUGAUGCUGUUGCUGCAACCCGUAGCUCCACUUCUCUUUUGAAGAUGAAGUGUAAAGGGAAGGCUAUUACUGUACCAUCCUAUUGCCCACCUCCUGGGAAAGCAGAGGACUAUGGGAACCCAAUUCACAGUUCUCGUAGUUUUCUGGAGAACUCAAUGGAAAAGGAGAAAGGAAGUGCCAGUCCUUUUAGUGAAUAUGUUAAAAACAUGGAAGUUGGAAAGGAAAUUCUCAAUCCUUCUAGCUGCUUAUUUGAAAAGGGAGAGAAAGGGAAGACAAUUCUCAAUGCUUCUGGCUGCUCAACUGAGAAAACAAAAGAGCUAAGGAAGGGAAUCCUUAAUCCUUCUAACUUCUCAUAUGAGAAAAGAGAGGAGAGAGGGGUUGUGAUUUGUAGUCUUUCUAGCUCCUCACCUGAGAAAUCAAAAGACAUAGGGAAGACAAUCCCCAAUCAUUAUAGCUUGUCGUUUGAGAAAACAAAGGAUAAAGGGAAGGCUGUUGUCAAUUCUUCUGGCUGCUCAAUUGGGAAAACAAAAGAGCUGAUCCUUAAUCCUUCUAGCUGCUCAUAUGAGAUAAGAAAGGAAAGAGGGGUUGUAAUUUGUAGUCCUUCUAACUCCUCAAUCGAGAAAACGAAAGAGAUAGGGAAUACAAUUCUCAAUCCUUCUAGCUUGUCAGUUGAGAAAACAAAGGAUAAAGGGAAGGCUGUUCUCAAUGCUUCUGGCAGCUCAAUUGAGAAAACAAAAGGCCUGAUCCUUAAUCCUUUUAGCAGCUCCUAUGAGAAAAGAAAGGAAAGAGGGGUUGUGAUUCGGAGUCUGUCUAGCUCCUCACUCGAGAAAACAAAAGAGAUAGGGAAUACCAUCCUCAAUCCUUCUAGCACAUCAGUUGAAAAAACAAACGAUAAAGGGAAGACUGUUCUCAAUCCUUUUGGCUGCUCAACUGAGAAAGAGGAGAAAGGGAAGUCCAUUCUCAAUCCUUUUAGCUCCUCGCUUCAGACAGCAAAGAAGAGGGGGGAAGUGAUUCUCGUUCCUAGCUCAGUUGAAAAAAUAAAAGAUAAAGGGGCAUCUGCUACUGUGUCGGUUAAUUACACUUCUCGGAGAAGAAAAAGUGGAAAGAGGACGAUAGAUAUUGGGGCUUCUAGUUGCCCUCCUUUGCUGAAUGCCAAGAAUGGUUUUAAUGAAUCUGGAGAUGUUAAAUCAUCAAAGUCAUGGACUGAUCCUCAGCCUAAACGUAAAAAGAAGAGUUGCAUGCAGCGGAAAGAUGCUAAUGACUAUAGCUUGCCAAAAGAUUUUAUUGAACAGCAGAGAGCAUAUUUUGAAGAAAUUGACAAGUUUGAAUUGCCAGUUGAGGAAGUAUAA
This is a messenger RNA of Fraxinus pennsylvanica, 1668 nucleotides long. Lineage: Eukaryota; Viridiplantae; Streptophyta; Magnoliopsida; Lamiales; Oleaceae. The record is from the annotation of a GenBank genome assembly.